AUCUCCAAAAGGAGAUUCGGCUGUACCGAGCUACAAUCCUCAUGAGAAAAAGUCAUUUUACAAUUUAAAAAAAAAAAAACUUGUUAAUUCGAUCAUUUCAGCACAAUCUUUACCCGCCUCCUCGUCUGUAGAGUGCUGCUCGUCGAUCGUUCUCUCUUUUCACCCAUCACAGCCGGUAAACCGUACACCCAUCACCGGCAGUGACUUUGUCGGGCAAAUAGUGUUUUUGCUUUUAUUUCUAUAUAUAUAUAUAUAUAUAUAUAUAUUUUUAUGGUUUUCGUAUUUUCUCGCUUUUGGGUAAAAAAUAUUUCAGAUCUGGGAAGUUACUUUGUGUUUGAAGUGUGUAGGUGUUUUGUGUCCAUUUGGGCUUCUGAAAUUCAGAUCUACAAGAAAACUAUCUUUUUUUUUGAUCGUCUCUACUGUUUGCGUAUAAAUUGCAAUGGCAUUUUUUACCAAUCAAGCAGCGUCAUCUUCCUCUUCCUCUUUCACCCGUCACCAGUACGAUGUCUUCUUGAGUUUUAGAGGCGAAGAUACCCGCGUUGGUUUUACAAGUCACUUGUAUCAAGCCUUGUGUCAAGAAGGUCUUAACACUUUUAUUGAUAAUGACCUCCAUAGGGGAGAAGAAAUUCCUGCAGAACUUCUUAAAGUCAUUGAGGACUCAACAAUUUUGAUAAUCGUAUUUUCUAAAAACUACGCAUUUUCCAGCUGGUGCUUGGAUGAACUUGUCAAGAUUAUUGAGUGCCUGAAGAAUGAUCAGGUGGUGUUACCAAUUUUUUACAAAGUGGAUCCAUCAGAAGUACGACAACAAAAAGGAAAGUUCGGGGAAGCAUUGACUAAACAUGAAAUAAAAUUCAGGGAUAUCAAAAAGGUGCAAAGAUGGAAGAAUGCUCUGAAAGAAGCAGGCAGUCUUUCUGGUUUCCAUUACAAGGAGGACGGUUGCACCGAGUACAAAUUUAUUCAAGGAAUUCUUGAAUUUAUCAGAAGAACUAUAACAAAACAGAUGCCAUUAUUUUCUGCUAAAUACCUUGUUGGAAUAGAUUCUCAUGUAGAGGCCAUAAAAUUGUUUUUAGAUAUUAAGUCAAAUGAUGUUCGCAUGGUAGUAAUCUAUGGCUCUGCUGGAGUAGGUAAAACAACAAUUGCAAAGGCUGUUUAUAAAAACAUUUUCAAGCAUUUUGAACAAAGCAGCUUUCUUGAGAAUGUUAGCAAAAAGUCACAGACAAAUGGUGUGAUCCAACUUCAAGAGACACUACUGUUUCAGAUCUUAGGAGAUAGCAACUUAAAGAUUCACAAUGUAUCUAAAGGAAUCACUAUGAUAAAGGAAGUUCUUCUCCAUAGAAAGAUUCUUUUAAUUCUGGAUGAUAUAGAUAAAUUGGAUCAAAUAGAAAAAUUGCUUGGAAAAUGUGAUUGGUUUGCUUCUGGAACUAGAAUCAUUAUAACAACAAGAGACAAAUACUUGUUAGAUUCUCUUGUCAAUGUUGAUUUAAGCUAUAAGGUUAAGGAACUAGAUGACUACAGAGCUCUUGAACUCUUUAGUUGGCAUGCCUUCCUAAGAGACACACCCAAGGAAGAUUAUUUGGAACUUUCAGAACAAGUUAUAGUUUAUGCUAAAGGCCAUCCAUUAGCUCUAACAAUAAUGGGUGCUAGUUUUUGUGGAAGAACUAAACAAGAAUGGGAAAAUGCCUUGGAUAAGUAUAAAAGGAUUCCUAAACUAGAAAUUCAAGAAAUAUUGAAAUUAAGUUAUGAAGCAUUGGAUACAAAUGAACGGGAGAUUUUCCUCCAGGUCGCAUGUUCCUUGAAUGGAAUGAAGAAGGUUACUGUUGAAGAUAUACUCAAAACUGAAGGUUUAGAUAUUGUUGAUGGAAUUAAAAAACUUACUGAUAAAUGUCUCAUUACUGUUGAUCAAUUUGGCACGUUGUGGAUGCAUGACCUUUUACAACAAAUGGGUCAAGAAAUUGUUCAACAAGAAUCACCACAAAUGCUCAAGGAUUGUAGUAGGGUAUUAAUAGAAGAUACACUCCUCCUUAGAUACUGCAUCUACUUAUCAAGUGACCAUGGUGCGCGGUCUGGACGUUCUCUAUCUACUCUCGAAAUGUACGAAAGUGACAUUAAGAGAGACAAGGAUGCCUCUUGGGUCAGUGCGCACUAUGAUAAAAAGGGAAACAGACCUUUGUUUCUUGAUCGAAGUGAAGAGAGAAAGAUGGCGAAUUUGUCGCUGGAAUCAUUGCCUUUGGCGUUCAGAUUUAGCCCAACGGACGAAGAACUCAUAAACCACUACUUGAGGCUGAAGAACCAGGGUCAUGAUUCCGGGGUCCAGGUCAUUGCCGAAGUCGACUUUUAUAAAUUUGAUCCCUGGGAAUUGCCUGAUUUGUCAGCUAAAAAGUUGGGCAAUGAGCAGUGGUUCUUCUUCUGCGAGCUCCAGAUUGCCUCUCGUUUGAAUAGGAUAACUAAAUCAGGCUACUGGAAAGUCACCGGUAAGGAUCGCCACAUCAAGUCCAGCAAGUCGGGGCCCAGUAACUCCAGCUUGAUUGGUAGUAAGAAGACCUUAGUUUACCACCAAGGUCGUGCUCCCGGCGUGCGCACCAGUUGGGUUUUGCACGAGUAUCGUGCCAUCGAUACUCACCAGCUUGAGGAGUCAAGUAGUGGGUUACGAGCGAGUGUUAGAAUUAUGUGCUCUCAAAAACAAUACUGGGUCAAUUGCAAUGUGUUGAUGGACAUUAUUGCAAUAUGUAGAAGUUCAGAUAUUUUCUUGAUAUGA
Messenger RNA from Quercus lobata, 2755 nucleotides. RefSeq names its product TMV resistance protein N-like. Bases 440 to 2755 code for a protein of 771 amino acids. The record is from RefSeq and is a predicted model, not a curated record. Gene Ontology annotation, molecular function: DNA binding; ATP hydrolysis activity; ADP binding. The transcript is spliced from 8 exons. Gene Ontology annotation, biological process: defense response; regulation of DNA-templated transcription; signal transduction. Lineage: Eukaryota; Viridiplantae; Streptophyta; Magnoliopsida; Fagales; Fagaceae.